AUGGCUCUUAUAAACGACGGAAGCACCUUUUCAUUGCGUAUCGGUAGAUGGAUUUUCGAUGUCUUCCUUAAUUUUAGAGGUGAGGAUACCCGUCACAAUAUUUUGCGUCUUCUAUAUGCUGCUUUGGUUCAUAAAGGAAUCUCCACGUUUAAGGAUGAUAAAGUACUCGAAAGAGGAAAACCCAUUCCUUCAGAACUCUAUAAUGCAAUUGAAGGAUCAAGGUUUUCAGUUGUUAUUUUUUCAAAAAAUUAUGCAUCCUCUAGCUGGUGCUUGGAUGAACUUACAAAGAUUGUCGAAUGCCGCCAGAAAAUGAAGGGACAUACAAUUUUUCCAGUUUUCUUUGAUGUUGAACCAACUGAGGUACGGAAGCAGGAAGGGAGUUUUAGAGAAGCAUUUACGAAUCAUGAAGAAGCUUUUAAGGAGAAGGUGAAAAUAUGGAGGGAUGCUUUAAAAGAAGUCGCCAAUAUCAGUGGUUGGGUUAUACCCAAGGGGUAA
Quercus robur (English oak) is the source of this 495-nucleotide messenger RNA. RefSeq names its product disease resistance protein RPV1-like. Lineage: Eukaryota; Viridiplantae; Streptophyta; Magnoliopsida; Fagales; Fagaceae. Bases 1 to 495 code for a protein of 164 amino acids. The record is from RefSeq and is a predicted model, not a curated record. Gene Ontology annotation, biological process: signal transduction. The transcript has a single exon.